UUCACCGCUGUUGUUUUCGUGGUGUUUUAUGAUAAUAAUAAAUAAAUUUACGUUUAUUGCAAUAUUAUAAUCAAUGUAUUGCGAUGAUCAGCAGUAUUUGUAACUAGUGCAAUAAAUUUUGUCGUAGUCAAAGACAGACUCUAAAUUUGAGCACAUUUAAGAUAUCUAACUUUGUGCAAUCUACCUGCAUCGUCGGGCAUAUUUUCGUAAAUAAUUAUAGUGACUGAUCAGAAAUCUUUUUAAUUUAAAUGAUAAUUUACGCUAUAAACUAAUCGUGAUGCGUAAAAUGUACGUUUGCGUGUAAUUUGCGUUUACAGUUCUAUACAUUGGAUUAUAUUUGAUCUAAUGAGUUGACGUGCGCGUCACAAUGACGUCGUUUGCAAACAUGACGCAGUCCUUGGCGGCUAGCCUGCCGGCCACUUCCACGGCGGCUGGCUCCAGCCACAGCUCCAACGAACCCGAGGAUCCGCUGGCAAUGUCACACAUCAUCUGCAAUUUACUGGAGAACAUGAACAAACCUCCCCUACAACCGGUUGGUUCUUCAUCGUCUUCAUCAACCAUGCCCUAUGACAUCUGGGCUCUACCUUCCUGCAGUUCAAUGCAGAACACAACCUCUAACUCCCGUGAGUACAGCGCUUCUAAUAAUAAUAGCCAAAAUCACGGCAAGGAAGAUAACUCUAGCGGAUCCCCCGGUACAUCUUCUUCGGUUUCCAUUACUUGCUUCCGUUGCGAGGAACGUACUCCGACCACCCGAUGCUUAGAGUGCAACGAUCUCUUUUGCCACGAAUGCUGUCACAAAGUUACCUCUGACUGUCAGUUGCGGGAACACACUCUGCUGCCUAUUCAUCAAAUAUCGCCAAUCGGAGUUAGACCAAACUCUGUUACCAACGAUAAAGAGAUAAUGUUCUGUGAGCUUCAUGGCGAUCCGGUUAGAUUCUACUGUGAGGCAUGCAUCAUAUUUAUAUGUCAAGAGUGUACCCUGUGGGUGCAUAAAGAUCACUGCUAUUCACCCAUCAAAGGCGCCCUCGACAUGUGCAGAAUUGGUGUAUUCAGAGCCAUAGAAGAUACUAAAACCGGUACGAAAGCAAUAAAAACGGCAAUCGAUCGUGCCGUAGCAAUGUCAAAGGCUUAUGAGAAAGAAACCGCUGAAGCUAAUAUGAAAAUCCGUAAAGCUAUGCGUUGCUUCGCUCAAGCGAUUGAAGAUCGCGAGAAGUAUUUGUUAGAUAAAGUUGAGAAAAUGCGUCAAGCUAAAAUGAACGAACUAACUGAUCAUAUGAAUACACUUAGAGGUAUUCUUGCAGGACUAGCUCAUACUAACGAAACUCUAGUUCGCAGUAUGGACUCUGAAGGUAUCGAUUUAUUUAUGGCAAAAGAAAAAGGAAGAGCCCAAGUUGAUUAUUUUUCAUGUAUGUUUAAAAAUAUGUAUAUAACCGAAGAGCGCAUUAUGUUUAUACCACCAAAUUAUGAUUUAGUCGAUCAAAUCAAAAGACAAUGUGACGUGCAGUCCGCCCCUGCAAAUUCAAUGCAUUCUCUCAAUUCUUCAUCCUCGCUGCAAUCCCGACAAUCUCUGCUUCAUUCGUUGCAGUCAGCACAGACGUUUCCUCCUCUGUCCUACCAAAUUUCAGCCAACAAUAGUCUGAGAUCCUUGCCGGAUUAUACUAGCCACACUAGGUCAACUAAUUACUACGACCAUAGCAUCUCAUCCAGCAUAGCUUCGAUAGAUUCGAACCCAGCACGUGGGAUCGGGCAAGCAAUACCAGGAUACUGGAUGUCGGUGUCCGUGAAACCGACAAGGAGCCCUGUCUCUGGGGUUCCGAUGUUUUCAUUCGGAAGAGAAGGUCAAGACGAAGGUCAAGUAUCUAGACCUUGGGGUUUAUGUGUAGACAGAGAAGGGAAUAUAAUCGUUGCAGAUAGAAGAAACAACCGCAUACAAAUCUUCAACAGCCGCGGAGAGUUUAGGACAAUGUUUGGUUCCAAAGGAAUUGGACCAGGAGAGUUCGACUUACCAGCAGGAAUCACCACAGACACGUAUGGGCGUAUUAUUGUUAUAGACAAAGACAACCACAGGGUUCAAAUAUUUACGUCAUCCGGUAAUUUUAUAUUGAAGUUUGGAUCUUUCGGUAAGGAGUGCGGUCAGUUCCAAUACCCAUGGGAUGUCGCUGUUAAUACUUUGGGUAACAUUGUUGUUACGGAUACUCGCAAUCAUCGCAUACAAUUGUUUACAAGUGAUGGUACUUAUAUCACCAAGUUUGUUUUCGAAGGGGCUAAUCCCGCUAAAAUGCUUAAAGGUCCAACUACUCCACGCGGUGUUUGCUUCACUACUUCGGGAAACAUUAUAGUGUCAGAUUUUGAAAACCAUCGUUUGCUUAUGGUGGAUCCAACGUUAUCCAAGGUAUUACAUUGUGUCGGUCGCGAAGGUUCGGGUAUCGGAGAAUUAAACCGUCCCUCCGGUAUUGUAACCGACGACGAUGGCCGAAUAAUUGUAGCCGAUUCUAAAAAUCAUCGAGUUCUUGUGUUCACGUCGGAACUACGUAUAUUAUGGGCUGUAGAUUUAAAGAGUCCGGGCCUCGACGACAAAGAUCGCCCGAGCGAUGUGGCGCUCACCCCUGAAGGUUUUCUCGUUGUAUUAUUCGAGACGCUGCCUGACACCGCCCGCGAUAUCACUUCUCACGGCAAGCAAUAUAUAAAGGUAUACUGAUUUUUGUAAUGAACCAAUCGAAGCCUUACAUGGGCCGUGGGCUCGUCAAAUUUUAUUUAUGUUUUGUUUAAGUUGUAAUUAAUUUCAUGUUGUGCCAAUUUUAUUAUUAAUGUUUGGUGAAACUGAAUCGAGCAUAGCUUGUGCGGAGAUACUUCGGUUGCUCAUAGUAAUGAACAAAUCUGUAUCUCCUUAAUAUCUUCAAAAAUAACCUUCGUUACCACUUUUAUAACAGAUUUCGGUUUCGUUUGGUACUAGUCUUUAAAGGCCAAACAUUAUUUUGCAGUCUUAUCUCGCCAUAACAUAAGCAUUGUGUGUACUAACAUAGACAUUUCCAUUAAAACUUCUGGUUUCCGUCAUCGGAAUCAGUCUCUUUAGAUGCUUCUCAUAUUUUAUGAAGAAGGUCCUCCAUAAUAUUUAAAAUACAAGAUCACAUUGUGAUUUAAAAGAUGUUUUAUGUGAGAUAAUUUAAAAUUAGCUUGAAAAGUUUUUUUUUUUUUUUUCUAAAUGUUACUUUUGCGUUUUAACUUAGUUAAAUAAUUGGUUAAUGCACACGUUAAUACGUAUUCUUAUAUUAAGUUAUUUUGCUUAUUGAUUUAGAUAUAUUUUAUAUACUACAAUGAUUAUGAUGGCCCUACGCCGAUAAUAUUAAAUAGAAUAAUUAGUUUGUAGCUCUUGCUUUGUUAGAAUUCUAUUUCAUUUUUACUCGUGUCGUGGGAAGGGGUAAGGAAACAGAGCUAAGAAAUUAAUGCAAUAAACUUGGAGACUGACUUUAGAAGACUGUCUUAAAGACGUGGUUCCGAAGCGGGCGGGUUUAGUCACGGAGAAACGUUAUGAUUGAACAAAGCAUUUUUUUUUAUUAUUUUUUAUUUUGAUGUUUAUUAGUUCGUUUAAUUUUGACUUUUUGGCAAUUUUAUCCAAUCAGAUAAAUUGACGUAAAGUAUAUAUAUAUAUAUAUAUUAUUUUUUGUAAUGUAUUUAUUGUGAGAUAAUUUUUUUUUUUUUUUCGUUAUUCGUCCCUCUGAAUUAUUUUUGAUAAAAUUAUCGUUGGUGUUCCUCGACUCGUGGACUAGAAAAGUAAUCUCCGGAUGAGAUUUAGGAUCUUACUAUUGUAUCUUCUACUUAUAAAAGUCGAUGUGAAGCGUACUUUUUUUAAAAAUUAGCUAAUUUAUAGAUAUUCUUCUACAUGACGAUUGAUUUUUGCUAUUGAUUAGAUAAAAUAACGUUUAUACAGUCAAAAUUUAUGUUAGUCCAAAUAUUUUAGCUAAAUUUUUUUUUUUUUUUUCGGAAUGUGUACCAAUAAGCGCAUAGUAUAUUUUUUAAACGUGUCGCGCGUUAAGCCGACUGUUUUAGAUUUAAUACACUGUGUUCAAUCAAUAUGUGUUCAAUAUUUAAUAUAGGUUUAGUGUGAUUCGUAUCGGGCGGUUCGCGUGGCCUCUCAGCGUCUAGGUAACCGUGAUGCACUUUAAGCUCACGUCUCCGCUGCUUCCGAUAUAAUACAUUAACGUUAUAUGUUAAAUUUUUGUGUGCAUUAUUGUUCCGUAUUAUCUGCUAAUCCUUAUACUAAAACGGUUAACAUUAUAUAAUGUCUCGGCCCAAAUAUAAUCCCUAGAGGGACAACUCACUAUAACUACCCGUGUAAUGAUAUUAGUGUAGCUAUAGAUAACGUUCGUCGCGUGUAGAUGGACAUUUAACCAUAUGUGUAUAAUAAAAAAUUUAAUAGUACCAAAGUUAUCUCAUAUAGAUAAGCUCUCGCUAUUAACAGAUGUAAUCGCCUCUUAAACGCUUCUUAUGCAUCACGUUAUAAACACUAUUGUAUUAAUGAAUUUAUCAGCGAUAUACAUAUAUGAACGGUAUACAGAAACAUAUUAUAGUUUUUAGCUUGUAAAGUGUUGCCCGCUGAAGCAAUUUUUUUUUUUUUUUUAAUCAAAUAAAUGCAUAAUCUGUACUGAGAAUGUAAUAAGCUAUGGUAUGGUUAGAUAAAGGUUUUUACACUAUAAUGUACUUAGGCUAGUUUAGUGUUAAGUGUUUGAAAGAAUUAUCUCGAUAAAUGAUGUGAGUGAGUUCUUAGUGCUGCGCUGUUUUCACUUACGAUGAAAAUAAAAAUGUUAAAGUUCACAGUACAUUAAAAUUAGUAUUAGAUAAAUGAACUGAUUUUAUAUGACUGCAGAAAUAUUGAUAAGAUAAUUUAACAAUAAUUAAGUAUGGAAAUCUGAUGUUUCUCAGUGGAGCUGAUAUUUCCCAUCCUUGGUCAUCGUGUUAUUUGGCAGACGUCCUCAAUAGUGACGUUGAACCAGAUCGCAUUUCCAAACUAGCACUCAUUUAGACAUUAGCAUGUUUAAGUAGAAGCAUUAACGUAGGCUUUCAAAUUCGAUGAUAAUAUUAGCUAAAAUAGACAUCAUUUGAAUUCGUAGUGCAGUUGUUUGCCUCUUCGAUCUUGACUGUCAAUUGAUCAUUUCCGCGUUACCUUUAUUGAUUGAUUUAAUAUCGAUAUUUUUGUAAAUUAAUUUUCUGUUCGGUGCCAUUAAUUUUUUUUUUUUAAAGUAUUAUGUUAUUUUUAAAAUAAUGUGUCGCAUUAAAUGCAUUCCGUCGUGAAAUUUCAAAAUUUACUUAGUCCAAUCAGAACGACGAUUAUUUUUUUUUAAUAUAAUGACGAAUCUCAGAGUCAAUAUUUUGUCUAACAUAAAAUUUAUAAAGGUUUUGCAAAGCAUAGCAAGCAAACUUGUUUUUUAACCAGAUCUUCUUGUAUCAAUUAGAAUGUUACCAGUCCCGAUAGACAGCCCCCAGCGUCCGUAGACUCUCUACAGACAUGACAAAAAUAUCGCCUCAUCGACAUCUUAAAACAAACAGGAAUCGAUACUAAGUUAACGAGCACAUAACAGAUCACCCGGCUAUAGAUCUGGCAUGUCUUUAGAUGACAGUAAUUCUGGGUCACCUUUUCAUUAAGUUGGCUGUAAGCGGCUUAAAGUUUUACUUAAUUUGGAACCGCAUUAGAUUCGGUAUGAUUUAGUUAUGUUUAUUAGAUUUAUUUUGUUGCUUGGUUUAGUGGGUACACUGUUUUUUCUUAGGUUGUCUACUUAUUGAACAACAUCCGACGUAAGUUUUAUAACAACACUUGUAUUUGUAGUAGGUAGCCAACCUAACGCCACCACUUUAUAAAAGUGAGCCAAAACCUUUCAUUGCAUGCAUAAUGUUUUUUGAUAUAAUCACGAGUCAAGAGAUAUGAUCGCCAGUAAACGAUGUACUAUGUGAGAUCUGCUAGUUGCUAGCAAUAAAAUUGUAGUAUUGUGUUAGGUACAAUAUAAUUGACAACUAACUAUUGAAUCGUGAUGAUAAUUUUGUACAAGUUUUUUAACAUUGGAUGUAAUUUAUAUGAUUAAGGAAAGUUACAGCCGUUUCCUUGUAAAAAAAUAAUAUGAGGUAGAUACCUGCUAGGGUCGCGAGUGGGACGCGAUAUAAGAAACUGCAUAAUAAGUAAUACAUUUGUAAGAGAUUUCUAGCGGAAUUUGUAUUUGAGCCAUUCUAUUUGUGCUAUUUUAAAUGUUAACUAGCGCUUGUGUUGUGUUAGUCUAGUGUAAUUUGACAUUCAUCCUCCCUUACAUAGUUAGUGUGUAGUGAUUGAUAUAACCUGUCUCCUGGCCGUCAGUAUGUUGCAUGACUAGUUACAUAAAACUCUAAUAGAAAUGAUAGAAAUCCAUGAUCAUUCUGAAAGUAGGUCUGAUGUUCUAAGGGGUGAUGAAUGUGUCGUCUAUGUGUAGCUAGCUAGUAGAUUAUUGUAGCCUCGCGAACGAACCAGAUGCGUGGUUGCCAUCUGUUCUCUAGCGAGGGCCAAUGUGUUAGAAGUCAUUUUUGUCUCAGGAAAAAAAAAAUAUCUCCCAAAGUUUGAUCUGACGAGCAUCAAGGCCGUCAUUUCCGUCGUGAAAGCGACUUCCGCCAGUGACUUCUUCAUGUUGGUGUUUAGUUGUGUUCAAAGUUUAAGUAACCGCAUCUACCUCACUUGUAAUACAUUAAAGACUGAUUGGAAUUAAUGCGAUGGUGGUCUGAUCACCGCUUAAGAAGUCUGUUGUCUACUAGAAUAAGCAGAAUUCUUAAAACCUGACCCAUUUUUUGUUUUAUCUAUAAUUUUAUAGCGUCCAAAUAUCCAUACGAUUCCGAAGUACCUACAACGGCUUCUGUUGCAAAGAAAAAAAUGUCGACAACAGUCUUUUUUCCUUUUUUUUUUUUAAUAUUCAUAUCUUAUGUUACAUUUCGUAAUAUUGUUGAAAGAAGACUGAUAUUUUAUAAAUGUUCCUAUAUUUUAAUUUAGAAUAAUUUACUGCGUACCAUAUUUCAUUUACAUUAUUUUUAUCCUUUCGGUAAUUAAUAAUUACUUUGAUUCUUGUAAUCUUAUUAAUUGUGCAUGACGCUAUAUAUGUCAUGAAUUUUUUGAAAUUUUUAAUGGAAUUUUGUAUGAAAAUUAAUCAAGUGAUUGAUAGAAAA
Molecule: messenger RNA, 7173 nt
Organism: Danaus plexippus (monarch butterfly)
Lineage: Eukaryota; Metazoa; Arthropoda; Insecta; Lepidoptera; Nymphalidae
Gene: wech
Product: protein wech
Exons: 2
Coding region: 368-2698 (776 amino acids)
Biological process (GO): protein polyubiquitination; proteasome-mediated ubiquitin-dependent protein catabolic process
Molecular function (GO): protein binding; zinc ion binding; ubiquitin protein ligase activity
Source: RefSeq, a predicted model, not a curated record